This is a messenger RNA of Saprolegnia parasitica CBS 223.65, 664 nucleotides long. RefSeq lists its product as hypothetical. The transcript has a single exon. Bases 103 to 564 code for a protein of 153 amino acids. Lineage: Eukaryota; Oomycota; Saprolegniomycetes; Saprolegniales; Saprolegniaceae. The record is from RefSeq and is a predicted model, not a curated record.
CUCAACUGGCUCAUCUACGUCUUCAACGACAGCUUCAGCUUCAUCUCGCAAGAGUUCACCUCGACGUAUGCGCUCCUCAGCUCGCUCUCGACGUGGUUUAUCAUGAUUGUCUGGACCGCGAUCGAGCCCUGUGUGCACGUGGCCUACACGGACCGGCGCUGUGUGGCGAUUGACAUGGAUGUUGGCUUGCGCUGCCACAGCGCGUUUGUGGAAGUCGGCUUUGUCAACCGGAUUAGCAUCUCGGUGCUCAUUUGCAUCCUCGCGAUCAUUUCGUGCUUUCUGUUUGAAAAACAUGUGCUCAAGAGAGGCUUGUCGAUCGACGUCCCGUCCCUCUUGCUCUCUGCGCCGGCAAAGUACAUGCUCAUUCUGGAUGACUGGUCGCACAAAGGAGUGCUCUUUGUGGACAAACCGUCGGCGCUCAUGGCCGGUAUCAUCUCGAUCGAGCACGCUGGUGGCAUUUACCUCUUUGAUAUCAAAAAGUGGCGCAUGUAUGUGCUCCACCGCGCGCCACAUGACGCAGAGACGCCCAGCCGCUUCUUCCACGCGAUUCCGAUGCUCGAGUAGAGCUCUUGCAACGGUGGUUUUGUUUGUUUAUCGUCGUGUCGAGCUACAAUAUCGUCUUUAUACACUGUUAAUGGAUGGAUCUCUCCGUGCGCAGCUCACU